AUGAGCGAAGUGAGAUUGCUAACCGAAUUGGUGGCAAAGCAUCGCACCAUCAUUGAAAAUAAAAAGACCGACGCCGUCACGAAUAAAGAAAAAGAAGCGGCGUGGAAUAAAAUUGCGACAUUAUUUAAUGCCGCUACAGGCUUAACAGCACGUAGUACGAAGAGCUUAAAGCUUAGUUCAGUAAGUAAUAGGAGAGCGGAAAAGAAAAGAUCACACAGAAAAUUAAGUUUGGGUCCUUCUAGUUCCACAACUCCAAGAGAACCUAAAGCUGAAUAUUUCUUUUCACCAAUAACAUCACCUAUUAUCAUCAUGAAAUCUUCUGAACAAAAAAUGCAAAAUUUCACUAAUGAUUUGGAAAAUCUUAGAACUUCAAACACUACAGAUGUUAAAAAAAGUAUUUUAGAAUUUCUUUCUAAACAUAAAGAUACUCUUAAUGACUGGGUUAAUCAUACAAUAGCUUUUGCGGGUUUUAAUGCAGAAGUCAUGCGUGCUUAUAUUCUGAGAAAAUCAAGUCUUGAUAGAAUAACACCCCUGUGCAUAAUUGGUUUAAUAAGAAGCAAUUACAUUGAUAGAAUUAAAACCACAAUGAAGAGUAAAGAAUUUACUAAAUGUUUCAAUGAAGCUUGUUCUAUCUUGAAAGUUAAAAAAUCAGUGACAGGAGAUUAUGAAGCAAUCACAUUAUCGAGAAUGAUUGCCUAUUUCCCAGACAUAGUACUGAAUUUCCUACAUAUUCCGGAUUUUACCAUGGCAGUAGAAUAUUCUGAACUACAGACCAUACAUCCUGAAUAUCCCAAAGUGGCUAGGCAUCAAAAGACUCCAGGCACUAGCAGCCAGCCUACUGUACAUCCAAUAACAGCCACAAAUGAUAUUGGACUUCCGACCAUUGAUGACGCAGAUGAAUGGCAACCACCCGCUCCCAAAAGAAAUAAAAUAGAUAGCUUAGCAAAAUUAUUUAUAGAAUCUGAUAGGAAUGCAAGACAGUAUGCUAGAGAGCGUGAUUUGGCGUACGAGAAAUUAGAGAAAGAAAGAAUAGAGUUGCAUGAUUAUGAGAUUCUGUCUUCGAAGUCUCAUGGCUCGGAAUCAGCCGUUUUGCCUGAAGAAUCGUGUGUAGUGCAAGUUUUGGAGUCAAGUGAGCCGCUUGUUACGGCCUCUUCUUCAGUGCCUCAUAGUGACCUAGUGAGAGACUCUAGUGAGCCGCUUGUUCCUUAUACUACGCGAGUGCAAGAGUUGGACUCUGUUGAGCCGUUUGUGCUCCCGUCAUUUACCGCUGAAGAACCAGUUGCUGGUCCUAGUGGGAUGGCUGACUUUAUUAUGCCAGCUGCUCCAACUUUCGAAAGUGAGGAGACACCAGCAUCUACCGCAUCAUCUGGGAGUAGAGUACAUCUCCUUCGCUGCGGCGUGUGCAUUGGCGAGCACCCCACCAUGGGAGUAUGA
This is a messenger RNA of Diatraea saccharalis (sugarcane borer), 1434 nucleotides long. Lineage: Eukaryota; Metazoa; Arthropoda; Insecta; Lepidoptera; Crambidae. The record is from the annotation of a GenBank genome assembly.